AUGAAAAGAAAGACAAUUGAAAACGGGAUUUCUCCCCCUUAUAUACUUUUGCAAUGGGUUUGUGUCAUGCAUGGUCAUAUGUUGCUUUCCUCCCAACCCCUAAACGCUUUGAAAGACCCGUCUUCUAUGGGACUAAGAUCCCGCAAAGUCAGGACUUGUAAGUGCAUUCUGUGGGUGCAAAUAUUGCAUACAGGAUUUCGAGCUGCUACCACUUGUAAAGGGCAUUUUACAUCAAACAAUUCAAGUGUCUUGCGCCAAAAUUUUCAGCCAAAUACGAGGUUAGUACUAGAUUCAUUUAUGUCUAUAAUUCUACUCCGAAACUUCUGUUUUUCUAAUGAAAAACGUUCCGCGUACAUCCUUUUGCUCAAAUGUGGAGAUAUCAAAACCUCGCAUACUUGGAACUUGUUAGCGCAUUCAUGCACCGCGGUUGAAUCCCUUGAGUUUUGGGCCCACUACGGAUAA
Molecule: messenger RNA, 462 nt
Organism: Clavispora lusitaniae ATCC 42720
Lineage: Eukaryota; Fungi; Ascomycota; Pichiomycetes; Serinales; Metschnikowiaceae
Source: RefSeq, a predicted model, not a curated record